CGCUGUGCAGACCUGUGGCGACCUGCAUGGCACUCGGGGACUCGCCUUAGGACUACCGCACACCAUGAGCUCUUACCCCGGGCGCGGCAACGGGCUGUUGCACCGCGACCCGAACCGCACCGCCCUCUUCUCCUCGUCGCGCUCGGCAUCCCCUCUCCCCAUGUACAACCGCCCGUCCGACCGCUACGCCGCCGACCGCACCGCCGAGGACAUCGAGGGUCAGAACGACGAGGGCCUCGAGGGCCUCAGCCAGAAGGUCAAGCUCCUCAAGAAUAUCACGAUCGGCAUCGGCAACGAGGUCCGCGACUCGACCAAGAUGCUCAACGGCAUGAACGACACGUUCGGCGAGACGGGCAACUUCUUGUCGGGCACGAUGACCAAGAUGAAGAAGAUGGCGCGGCGGCAAGGCGGGCAGUGGUGCUUGUGGAUGGUGUUUCUCGGGAUCGUCGGGACUGUUUUCUUCUGGACCUGGCUCUUGCGGAGAUGAUCUAGUCCCUGUAGAACGUUUUGACCUAAUGUGCAGUACUAUUCUGCGUCCCGCGCACUCUC
Rhodotorula graminis WP1 is the source of this 549-nucleotide messenger RNA. RefSeq lists its product as uncharacterized. NCBI's taxonomy places the organism in Eukaryota, Fungi, Basidiomycota, Microbotryomycetes, Sporidiobolales, Sporidiobolaceae. The coding region runs from base 65 to 487 and encodes 140 amino acids. The record is from RefSeq and is a predicted model, not a curated record. The transcript has 6 exons. Gene Ontology annotation, biological process: endoplasmic reticulum to Golgi vesicle-mediated transport.